CGCCCCGCGUCAGCGAUGGCCGCGGAGCUGAGUAUGGGGCCCGAGUUGCCCACCAGCCCGCUGGCCAUGGAGUAUGUCAACGACUUCGACCUGCUUAAGUUUGACGUGAAAAAGGAGCCUCUGGGUCGCGCCGAGCGCCCAGGCCGACUCUGUACGCGUUUGCAGCCUGCUGGCUCGGUGUCGUCCACGCCACUCAGCACGCCGUGCAGCUCGGUGCCUUCGUCGCCUAGCUUCAGCCCGACCGAGCAGAAGACCCACCUCGAGGACCUGUACUGGAUGGCGAGCAACUACCAGCAGAUGAAUCCAGAGGCGCUCAACCUGACGCCCGAGGACGCGGUGGAGGCGCUCAUCGGCUCGCACCCGGUGCCACAGCCGCUGCAGAGUUUCGACGGCUUCCGCGGCGCGCACCACCACCACCACCACCACCACCCGCACCCUCACCACGCGUACCCGGCCGCCGGUGUGGCCCACGACGAACUGGGCCCACACGCGCACCCGCACCAUCACCACCAUCACCAAGCCUCGCCUCCGCCGUCCAGCGCGGCCAGCCCCACGCAGCAGCUACCCACCAGCCACCCCGGGCCGGGGCCGCACGCGGUGGCCGCGGCAACAGCGGCGGGUGGCACCGGCAGCGUGGAGGACCGCUUCUCCGACGACCAGCUCGUUUCCAUGUCAGUGCGCGAGCUGAACCGCCACCUGCGGGGCUUCACCAAGGAUGAGGUGAUCCGCCUGAAGCAGAAGCGGCGGACCCUGAAGAACCGGGGCUACGCCCAGUCGUGCAGGUAUAAACGCGUCCAGCAGAAACACCACCUGGAGAAUGAGAAGACGCAGCUCAUUCAGCAGGUGGAGCAGCUUAAGCAGGAGGUGUCCCGGCUGGCCCGCGAGAGAGACGCCUACAAGGUCAAGUGCGAGAAACUCGCCAACUCCGGCUUCAGGGAGGCGGGCUCCACCAGCGACAGCCCCUCCUCUCCCGAGUUCUUUCUGUGAGUUGUGGCCAGUCUCGGCCCCCGCCCUUGCCCCGGCCCGGACUCCCCAUCCCGUGUCCCCAGCCCCGGACCCUCUCGGACCCUGUCCCUGCCACAGCCCCAGCCUUGACCUGUUUGACUUGGAGAGGGAGGAAGGGCGCGCGGGCCGCGGGCGAAGGGCGGGCGCGCGGGCGGGCAGGGACCUCGGCCAAGGCAAGAGCAGCGCGCGCCAGCGCUGCCUCCCAGACUCGAGCAGAGCCCGAGAGACCAAGGGGUGGGAGGUCCCGGAGCAACUUUUCUGCAGGCUGGAGGGCAGCGAAGCAUAGUCCCAAGGAGUCGCCAAGACCCGCUGGAGACUUCUGGUUUCAGAACUUUGUGCGUAAAACCCGGGCCGCUUCCUGGUUGCCUGGAGCGCAGUCUGCCCCAGGAAGAGAGCAGCGGGGAGAGGAGAGAAAGGGGACAUUAACGUCCCAGCAGGCCCGAGACAAGGCUGCGCGGAGGACGAAAGGACAGAUGGACCUGUCUGUCCAGGGUCCGGAGAACACCCAGGCCUGUUAGGACGUUCAGCGCGCAAACCUCAUCAGUUUGAUUGCCUGCUCGAUUAUAUAGAAAAAAAAAAUACGAAAAUCUGCAUUAAAAAUAUUAAUCCUGCAUGCUGGACAUGUAUGGUAAUAAUUUCUAUUUUGUACCAUUUUCUUGUUUAACUUUAGCAUGUUGUUGAUCAUGGAUCAUAUCCCCCUUGUUUCUUUGGGUGGAAGGGAUCGCAGUUCAGAAACUCCCGCGGCUACGUGCGCUGUUCGGGUUUCAGUCCCGGCUGUAGGCUUGUAAAUACCCGCCCCGCCAAAUCGCUUAGAGAACGUGGCCGCAAGCUGAGUGUCUUUGUUUGGGUUUAUUAUUGACUUUUUUUUUUUUUUUAA
Molecule: messenger RNA, 1882 nt
Organism: Orycteropus afer afer
Lineage: Eukaryota; Metazoa; Chordata; Mammalia; Tubulidentata; Orycteropodidae
Gene: MAFB
Product: MAF bZIP transcription factor B
Biological process (GO): regulation of transcription by RNA polymerase II; regulation of myeloid cell differentiation
Cellular component (GO): nucleus
Molecular function (GO): RNA polymerase II cis-regulatory region sequence-specific DNA binding; DNA-binding transcription factor activity, RNA polymerase II-specific
Source: RefSeq, a predicted model, not a curated record